AUGUCGUCACACAAUCUACCGGCAUGUGUGAUCGAUAACGGAACGGGUUAUACAAAGCUCGGAUAUGCUGGAAAUACGGAACCGCAAUUUAUUAUUCCAUCGGCCAUCGCUGUGAAAGAUAAGGUGGCAAGCUCGAAUUCGCAAGCACUUCGCUGGAAUAAUCGAGUCGGCGCUGGAAUAGAUGACCUUGAUUUCUUCAUCGGAGAUGAAGCUUUGUCACCAGCUGCUUCAAAUUAUACGGUUAAAUACCCAAUUCGUCACGGAAUCGUAGAAGAUUGGGAUUUGAUGGAACGUUAUUGGGAGCAAUGUAUAUUCAAAUACCUGCGUGCCGAACCAGAAGAUCAUUUCUUCCUUCUAACGGAACCACCACUCAACACACCGGAAAAUCGCGAAUAUACUGCUGAAAUCAUGUUCGAAUCAUUCAAUGUCCCUGGACUAUACAUAGCUGUUCAAGCUGUUCUUGCAUUGACUGCUAGUUGGCAAUCGAGAGAAGCUAGUGAUAGAACUUUGACUGGAUUGGUUAUCGACUCGGGAGAUGGAGUGACUCAUUGUAUUCCGGUUGCUGAUGGUUACGUCAUAGGAUCGUGCAUCAAACACAUCCCAAUCGCCGGUCGUGACAUCACCUACUUCAUCCAGAAUCUUCUUCGCGAACGUGAACACACGAUUCCAGCUGAACAAAGUUAUGAAGUGGCUAAAACCAUCAAGGAGAAAUUUUGCUAUGUCUGCCCAGAUGUCAUGAAAGAGUUCGUGAAAUACGAUACGGACGCGGCGAAAUGGCUUAGAACCUAUGAUGGAAUCAACUCGAUCACCAAGAAACCGUUCAGUGUUGACGUUGGAUACGAGAGAUUCCUUGGACCAGAAAUAUUCUUCCAUCCAGAGUUCUGCAAUCCAGAUUUCACGACUCCAAUCUCUGAUACUAUCGAUACACUUAUUCAGCAGUGCCCAAUUGAUGUUCGUCGUGGUCUCUAUGAGAAUAUUGUCCUUUCUGGUGGCUCCACAAUGUUCAAAGAUUUCGCGAGAAAGUUGCAACGUGACGUCAAGAGACUAAGUGAUGGAAGACUUCAGAUGAGUGAAGCAUUGAGUGGAGGACGACUGAAGCCGAAACCAAUCGAUGUGCAGGUGAUUUCCCACAAAAUGCAACGGUAUGCAGUAUGGUUUGGAGGAUCCAUGCUCGCUUCUACCUCGGAAUUCUAUCAAGUAUCGCACACGAAAGCAGAAUAUAUGGAGAAGGGACCGUCGAUUUGCCGCUACAAUCCAGUCUUCGGAGCACUUGCUUAA
Molecule: messenger RNA, 1278 nt
Organism: Caenorhabditis remanei
Lineage: Eukaryota; Metazoa; Nematoda; Chromadorea; Rhabditida; Rhabditidae
Exons: 6
Coding region: 1-1278 (425 amino acids)
Biological process (GO): Arp2/3 complex-mediated actin nucleation
Cellular component (GO): actin cortical patch; Arp2/3 protein complex
Molecular function (GO): actin filament binding
Source: RefSeq, a predicted model, not a curated record